CACGAGUUGAUUUUUUAAAGAAUAUUUAUUAUUUUUUAAUUUUACUCUAAUUAAGCAAUGGAUAAUAAACAGGAAGAAGUUCAAACAAUUAAUGGUGCUAUUGAGGAUCAGCCUAUUUCGAAGAGUCAAAGAAAGAAGCUUGAGAAACGUCAAAAAUUGCAAGAAUUAAAGACAAAAUUGCGGGAAAAAGAAAGAGCCAAAAGAAAAUUGAAAAAGAUCCAGGCAAAAGAGCAAGGAAUUAAGUAUGAAGGACCAACUAGAAAGCAAUUAAGGCUUAAUAAAGCAGACGUUGAGUCAGCAAGCUUUCAAAUUGCUAUUGAUCUCAGUUUUGAUGAAUUUAUGGCAGAAAAGGAUUUGUCAAGUUUAUGCUCGCAAUUAUUAAGGAUUUACACAGCAAAUAGACGUGCUAAAAAGCCAAUUCCUAUUCAUUUCACUGGAUUGAAAGAGAAUACAAGAAUGUAUGAGCAAAUAGAGAAGAAUGAAGGAUGGAAAAAUUGGGAUGUCAUUCCUCACAGUGAAUCUUACUCAGAAAUUUUUGACAAAGAGAAGAUAGUCUAUUUAACGAGCGAAUCUGAAAAUGUCUUGGACAAGUUUGAGGAUGGACAUUGCUAUAUCAUUGGUGGAAUUGUGGAUCAUAAUAGUCAGAAAGGCUUAACACUGGAUCUAGCUGAAAAGCAAGGAAUCAAAACUGCUAGAUUGCCACUUUCUGAAUAUGUUUCAAUUACAAGCCGUAGUGUCUUAACUGUUAAUCAGUGCUUUGAGAUCCUUCUUGGUGUUAGUGAAGGCAAGUCAUGGAAAGAGAUUUUAAUGCAAGUGCUACCUCAACGAAAAAUGCCAAAACUUAAGGAACAAGUUGGUGAUGAAUCAUAAUAAUGAGCAUUAGCUUCGAAUAGCUUGAAAGUC
Chironomus riparius is the source of this 903-nucleotide messenger RNA. NCBI's taxonomy places the organism in Eukaryota, Metazoa, Arthropoda, Insecta, Diptera, Chironomidae. The record is from the annotation of a GenBank genome assembly.